CUCAUCAAAGAAACAAGUCUCGACCAACUGCACCUACUUCAGAAUCACCUGCUGUUAUUACUUCUGGAACUAACUCUAGACAAACUACACCAGCCACUUCUAAAAAAAGUACUUCAAGUUUACCAAACAGAAAUGUUGACGAUACAGAAGUUGUUCAGUUACAGGCACGAAUUGUUGAAUUACAAAAAGACAACCAGAAGUUACAAAGUCAAAAUGCAGCACUUUCCGGAGAGUUAGACAAACUGUGCCAGGAAAAUGAAGCUUUAAUUUUUAUUAAUGGGGAAUUCGGAAAGGAAUAG
Molecule: messenger RNA, 299 nt
Organism: Funneliformis caledonium
Lineage: Eukaryota; Fungi; Glomeromycota; Glomeromycetes; Glomerales; Glomeraceae
Source: the annotation of a GenBank genome assembly